This is a messenger RNA of Thrips palmi, 2523 nucleotides long. RefSeq lists its product as uncharacterized. The record is from RefSeq and is a predicted model, not a curated record. Lineage: Eukaryota; Metazoa; Arthropoda; Insecta; Thysanoptera; Thripidae. The transcript has 12 exons. Bases 202 to 2301 code for a protein of 699 amino acids.
CGGGGGCGCCCUGACGCCACAAAUUGGUAGGGCGUUCAGUCGCCGGUUCCGCUAGGCCCUCGAAAGCAAAGUCCGGCAGGGCGCUGCAGGACAGGGCAGGACCAAGGCGUCCAGGAUGCACCCCGCGUCCGCGCACGCGUAGCACGCGUAGCAGUGUACCGAAUCGUCCCGAGUCCUCCAGGACGCGGCACACCGGGCAGCAUGGUGUCCCAGACGGGGUGCCUGGGGCUGAGCCUGCGCGCCACGGCCAAGGCGGCCGGCGUCAUCACACUGCUGGAGGCGAUCGUGUGGGUAGUCCUGUCAGGGUGGUACAACUUGGUGUACCAGUGCGUGAUCCCCGUAGUCGACAAGGAUACCGACCUCGGCCUGCGGCUCACCUACAUCAUCUACGGUUUCAACCCGGCCUGCCACGCUGAUAGGACGGACCUCAUCCCCAGCGACCAGUCCGCCCCCCUGGGCGUGAGUGGCAGCCCCGCCACGGCGCAGCGCACCCACCUGCUGUCCGUCGUCUACCUGGCCGUCAGCGUGCUGUGGGUGGUGGCGGCGCUGCUGUUCCUGGUCGGCGUGUGCGGCUGCACGCUGACCCGCCGCGCCGGCGCGCGCAUGUGCUACCCCUGGGUCGCCGUCACGGCCGUCGUCAUGGUGCUCGACCUGGUCGCCACGGGGUACUACGCCUCCGACGCAUCCUCCUUUGUCGACCUGGCCGCCGUCAACAAGGCGACGGAUGCCGUGACCAUCCCCGAGGACUGGUUCGGCAAGGCCGCCGACACCGCCAUCCUGCUGAAGGCCGCCCCGUUGAUGCUGCUGGCCAUCGCCGUGCGGGGCGUCGUGCUGUGGCUCCUCAACGGCGUGCUGCUCGUGCACGUCGUGCGCUCCAUCAAGGCCAUGAUGCACGAGGACUCGCCGAUCAGACAGCAGCGAAGGUUCCAGGACAACCCGGCCAAGCGCUCCCCAAGUCCAGGGCCCCCACCGGCGCAGGCCCCACAGGGCGUGCCGGAAGCCGCCACCGCCCCGCAGACCCCGCAGAACCCGCAGUCGCCGAAGUCCCCGCGCGACGGGCAUCUGAUCGUGGUGCCGCCGACAACCGCCCCCGCGGACUCCGAACACGCCGCCGUCGCGAAGCCGCAGCCGUCGGCGCCCCCCAGCGCCCCCCACACCGUGACCCACACGACGGCGCACGGCCACGAGCUGGUGGGCGUGGUGCCGCUGCCCGGCAUGGACGCCAUGGCGCAGGCCGCGCAGGCCCGCGCCGGCAGCGGGAGUCCGCCGCAACGCAGAGACCCCGGUCAGCUGGAGGCGCGGUCGAGCAGCCAGUCCCUGCUCGCGCAGGCCGUCGCCAAGUCCCCCGCGCACGCCCACGAGCAGGCGGGCGCGCAGAACCGCGCCAGCAGCGUCAGUCCGCCGCCACCCCGAGACCCCCGUCGGCUCGAGGCUCGGUCGAGCAGCCAGUCCCUGCUCGCGCACGCCGUCGCCAAGUCCCCCGCGCACGAGCUGGCUGGGGCUCAGGCCCUCGCCGGCAGCGCCAGCCAGUCGCCGCCCCGGGACUCCCGUCGGCCAGCAGCGCCACCGGUGCGGUCCGGCAGCCAGUCCCCGCUCGCACACACCGCCACUGCGGGGUGGCAGCCCGAGUGGCCCGAAAGGGCGGAGAGACCCGUGGAGAGGCCUUUAGAGAGGCCUUUAGAGAGGCCCCUGGAGAGGCCCCUGGAGAGGCCCGAGAGGGUGGAGCGUCGUCUGGAGCGCCAGGACAGCCGCCCCGCCACCAAGGACGAGAUCGUGGGCCGCCUCGAGAGGAUGUCCCAGAUCCGCACGUCGGGCCGCAGGGCCGAGAUGAAGCCCGAGUUCGCCGCCGAGGCCAAGGUGGUCCAGCUGCGGAGGCACGGCUCCAACGUGGCGGAGACCGGGCAUGACGGGUCGCGACGGUUGGAGCUGGCCCCGAACAGGAAGUAUCACGACGAGGAUAUCUUCCCUGACGACGAUGUCUUCGGCCGACCCUACAGGGAGCCCCCGAGGCACCUGCCCCGGAUGAACUCAGCCGAGUUCCCGCCACACUCGCGGCAGGGCUACGACCACGGCUACGACCAUGGCUACGACCACGGCUAUGACCACGGAUACGAGCCGGACGACGCGCGGCAGCAGAACAGGCGCAGGGUGGAUCGCACGCAGAGCCACCGAGUGAUCGGCAGCGAGCGGGUGGGGCAGCCGCCAUACGCCCUCGCCCGCCAGGGGUCCCGGGCUGCCGACCUGCAGGAGCUCAAGAAGGACCUGCCGUGGUCGUACCUGACAGGGAAACCCGCGUCCUAAUGGAGACGAACGGACGAAGAAUGUUGAGCUGCGAGGAGACAAGGACGACCCACCAGCGAUCUCAACUGUACCUACGUGAUAACAGACUGAAGUGACCUGCAAUUCUUGUUAUCAUUUUUAUGUUGUGAUGAUUCUGGAAUUCCUCUGGAACCAAGGAAGUUUUGACGAAAUGUGGACAUUCUGUACAUAUACGGGGGGAAUAAAAAUUUUACUGCAUUCCAA